Messenger RNA from Tarenaya hassleriana, 817 nucleotides. RefSeq names its product myosin-3. Bases 150 to 587 code for a protein of 145 amino acids. The transcript has 7 exons. The record is from RefSeq and is a predicted model, not a curated record. NCBI's taxonomy places the organism in Eukaryota, Viridiplantae, Streptophyta, Magnoliopsida, Brassicales, Cleomaceae.
CAUCUUUUGUCUUUAUUACCGAUCGCUUGUAGAUCCCCCCCACUCGGAAAAGCCAGUCUUUUUCCUGUCACUGUUCGCAAGUUCUUAUCUUUUCGGUUCAAUUAAGUUUCCCGAUUCGAAAUCUCGUUGCCACUUCUGGGUUUUCAUCAAUGGCGGACCAAAUCACCGAUUCAUCAUCCCCAGCUGCUCCCGCCUCUUCCGCUUCGCCUCUUGCCCUGAAGAAAGAUAACAUUACUCUUGCUAAUUCGAAGAUCGCAGAAUUGAGUGAAUCAAGGGCCGAGUUGCUUAACAGGAUCCAGAAUCUGAAACAGGACUUGCAAAGUUGGAGAAGUAAGUUGGACACCCAAGUUAAAGUUUACCGUGAGGAGCUGACAGAUCUGAAGAAGACUCUGAAUCUCGAGGUUGAACAGCUUCGCCAGGAAUUCAAAGAACUGAAGAGCAAUCUGAAUCAGCAGCAAGAGGAUGUCACUGCCAGUCUAAAAGAUUUAGGCCUACAAGAUGACUAUGGAGAUGGUAAGGAGCCAGAAGACGAUGCAACGGAAGAAGAUCAAUCUCAAAACAACAAUGUGAAAGAAGCAGAGCACUAGAUGAUGAUGAUGAUCUCUUGGUAUCUUAGAAGUAGUAGAUCUGCCACUACUUGAAACUGUUGCCGAACCUCUCCGUAUUAUAAAAGCAUUACAUAUGCAUAUGCUCAUAUCUACGUGAAGGGAGAGAAUGAGGAAGAAGAUGGGAGGGGAGAAAUCUGUAGUGAGGGUUCUGAACAUUAUUAUAUGUAUGAACACCAAAGAGGAAAAAGAAAACCGAGUCUCGUCACUCA